AUGCGGGCGGCGGCGGCGGCGGGGGGCGCGCGCACGGCCGCGCUGGCGCUGCUGCUCUGGGCGCUGCGCGGGGCCCCGGCGCGCGGCCAGGAGUACGAUUACUACGGCUGGCAGACGGAGCCGCUGCACGGCCGCUUCUACUCCAAGCCGCCGCAGUGCCUCGACAUCCCCGCCGACCUGCCGCUCUGCCACACGGUGGGCUACAAGCGAAUGCGGCUGCCCAACCUGCUGGAGCACGAGAGCCUGGCCGAGGUGAAGCAGCAGGCGAGCAGCUGGCUGCCGCUGCUGGCCAAGCGCUGCCACUCGGACACGCAGGUCUUCCUUUGCUCGCUCUUCGCGCCCGUCUGCCUGGACCGGCCCAUCUACCCGUGCCGCUCGCUCUGCGAGGCCGUGCGCGCCGGCUGCGCGCCGCUCAUGGAGGCCUACGGCUUCCCGUGGCCCGAGAUGCUGCACUGCCACAAGUUCCCCCUGGACAACGACCUGUGCAUCGCUGUGCAGUUCGGGCACCUGCCUGCCACCGCGCCUCCAGUCACCAAGAUCUGCGCCCAGUGUGAGAUGGAGGACAGCGCUGACGGCCUCAUGGAGCAGAUGUGCUCCAGCGACUUCGUAGUCAAGAUGCGCAUCAGAGAGAUCAAAAUAGAGAAUGGGGACCGGAAGUUGAUUGGAGCCCAGAAGAAGAAGAAACUGCUCAAGCCCGGCCCCCUAACGCGUAAGGACACGAAGAGGCUGGUCCUGCACAUGAAGAACGGCGCAGGCUGCCCCUGCCCACAGCUGGACAGCCUGGCAGGCAGCUUCCUGGUCAUGGGCCGCAAAGUGGAUGGGCAGCUUCUGCUCAUGGCUGUCUACCGCUGGGACAAGAAGAAUAAGGAGAUGAAGUUUGCGAUCAAGUUCAUGUUCUCCUACCCUUGCUCCCUGUACCACCCCCUCUUCUACGGGGCUGCUGACUCCCACUGACGGGCGCUCCUCCCUGUCCCACCAGCUGUGCCUUGCCCUCCGACACUGCCCUGACCUCACCCCAGAUCCCAGGCUGGCUCAGCCCCUGGCAGAGAAUAGCUUUGUGCAGUUGCUACUGGCCCAGGCCCCAAGGGAUGGGCUUGGGGCCUGGGGUUGCCUUACUUGACCCAGGAGUCCUGGAAUUGAAAGGUCUUGGGCUCCUUCUCUCAGAAGGGCUUUUUCUUCUGAGGGAAGCCACUUUCUGUCAGAAAGCGGGCAGAAGCGGAUAGAGCUUGAGGGAAGUGCAGGGCAUCAGUUCCAGAGCAAUGGGCUUUGCCUUUGAGCGCUGUUUCAGUGCUUGGGAACAGUUUGCCUCAACCACUGCCCCUUUCUGUCAUCAUAAGCCCUCUAAAGAGCAGGAGUUAGGGUCUCCCUGCCUUCCAGCUGUACCCACUUCCCGCCCUCCAGUCUUCUACACCAGGCCUGAAGCCCUGCUGGACUGAAGCAGGCCCAGUUCCUCCCCCGGCCCCCACAGACACCCUCCCACAGGCUCUCUUCUUGGUUCAUUCCUCAGCCACCCUCUCUGUUGUCCUAAUGAUAAGUUAUUGCUACUGCUGUAAGGCCAUUGGUUUCAGACAAUGGGCUUG
Molecule: messenger RNA, 1580 nt
Organism: Jaculus jaculus (lesser Egyptian jerboa)
Lineage: Eukaryota; Metazoa; Chordata; Mammalia; Rodentia; Dipodidae
Gene: Sfrp5
Product: secreted frizzled related protein 5
Exons: 3
Coding region: 1-954 (317 amino acids)
Biological process (GO): non-canonical Wnt signaling pathway; canonical Wnt signaling pathway; negative regulation of canonical Wnt signaling pathway
Molecular function (GO): Wnt-protein binding
Source: RefSeq, a predicted model, not a curated record